ACUGUUAAUCGUCUUGCAUUUUACAGGCUGGUCAUCACUAUGUUUUUGAAUUCCUUCAUUAUUCUGCUUUCGUUGAUGGUUAUACCUCAAACCAUAAUGGGUAUAAUCAACCUCGAUUCAGGCGCAACAACACCGAAAAAUGGUCCAGCAGAAUUAGCUAGAAGUGUAGUGCAAUUAUCGACUACCUGUUCGGCGGUGGUGGAUUUGCAGACAAAGCUCAUACUUUCUAAGGCAUCUAGUUUGUAUCCAGAAUUAGAAAAAUUCUUAUCGACUGUAGCUGCAAAGGGGAAAAAGGAGUUGGAUCGUACGUGUACCAAUUCACGUGGGGAUUUCAUGGAGUACCAAAAUACCGAAGUGAACAGACAAAAAAAUCUGGCAGGAAAUUAUCAGGUGGCCAUAGAAAAAAUUAAACUCUGA
This is a messenger RNA of Daphnia carinata, 417 nucleotides long. RefSeq lists its product as uncharacterized. The record is from RefSeq and is a predicted model, not a curated record. The transcript is spliced from 4 exons. Bases 40 to 417 code for a protein of 125 amino acids. Lineage: Eukaryota; Metazoa; Arthropoda; Branchiopoda; Diplostraca; Daphniidae.